Messenger RNA from Peromyscus leucopus (white-footed mouse), 2093 nucleotides. RefSeq names its product immunoglobulin superfamily member 1-like. The record is from RefSeq and is a predicted model, not a curated record. NCBI's taxonomy places the organism in Eukaryota, Metazoa, Chordata, Mammalia, Rodentia, Cricetidae. Bases 7 to 1665 code for a protein of 552 amino acids. Gene Ontology annotation, cellular component: plasma membrane. The transcript is spliced from 10 exons.
GAGAAAAUGGCUGAGUUUCAUAUCGCUGAGUUACAGCAGAAUCAUGGAGGACAUUACACCUGUGAAUCCUUCAGCAAAUGGCCCAAUGGCACCGGGACCCAGCCCAGUGAUGCCCUUCUCCUAUUGGUCAAAGGGCUGUGUGCUGGACAAGGAAACCUAAGUGGGGAGGGUAAGCGCCUCUUCAAUCAAGCCCCCCUUGAUCCUUCAUCUCAAGUGCGGCUGUGUGGUGGACGAACAGACGUAAGUGGGGACGAGCCACUACCCAAGCCCAUCCUCAGUGUCUGGCCCAACUCUGUGGCUCCCAGCAUGAGCAAUGUGGUGCUAAAAUGUAUGACCUUCAGGAGAGAGGCAGUGUGUGUUAUUAAAAAAGGAGGUACUAAUUUGUAUCCCAGGACACGACUUCAUUUGUCAAAAUGGACCUCUAUAUUAGAUUUCCCUACGGGAUGGCGGGGUACAAGAGAAUUCAGCCUCACAGAGUUACAGCAGAGUGAUGCUGGAUGCUACACCUGCGAAUGCUCUGAAAACAAGGGCUGUGAUGUAAAAUCCAGCAAUGCAAUUCUACUGCUGGUCACAGGACAUUUACCUAAGCCGUCCCUCCAAUCUCACCAGUGGAGCAAAGUGACAGCAGGAGGGAAUGUGACUCUGCACUGCCAGAAGCCAGAUAAUAUGACUGAGUACACAAUGUUCAUGCUCCUGAAGGAAGGCGUUCCAUCACCUGUCCAGGUUCAGAGUUCAGAAAGCAACAGAGCAGACUUCUCACUUCAUAAUGUGACAGCCACAGACACAGGAAACUACAGCUGUGUCUACCACCAGAAAGAAGCCCCUUUCUGGGCCUCACACCCCAGUGAUCACUUUAAGAUCUUGGUGUCAGAUCCAAAUGAUGAACAGACCGACAUGGAUAAAGCUGAUCCUCUUCCCAAGCCCAGCCUCAGUGCUUGGCCCAACGCAGUGGCAUCAGAGAACAGCAACGUGACACUGCGAUGUGUGAGUCCCACCCCAGGCAUACGACUUGUUCUCAGGAAGGGAGAUAAAGUUUUGGAUUCUAGGCUUCCGCAUCAUUUGACAGAGGGGACAGCUGAGUUUCGUCUGACUAACCUCCGGCUGAGUCAUGCUGGAUAUUAUACCUGUGAAUGCUACUUAAAGGAGUCCCCCAAUAAAAUCUCAUCUUCCAGCGAGGUCCUCUUACUAUUGGUGACAGGGGACUUGCCUAAGCCUUCCCUCCGAGUCCAGCACUUGGGUCGGGUCACCACAGGAGAACUGGUGAAGCUACAGUGUCAGAAGCCACACAAUUCAACAGAGUUGUACCAAAAGUUUGCUCUGCUGAAAGUGGGAAAUUCAUCUCCCAUACAGCUUCUGACUUCAGAAAACAACACGGCAGAAUUCACCCUGCAGAAUGUGACAAGUCGAGAUGCAGGGAGGUACAGUUGUGUGUACCACCAGGCAGAAGCCCCUUUCAGGACCUCCCAUCCAAGUGAUCAUCUUGAUAUCUCAGUGGCAAUGUCCCCAAGUGCCUUAUCAAAAUGUUACACCAAGAUUAAUCUCAUCAGGCUGGAAAUGUCUGCCAUGUUUGUGGUGUUGAUGGCCGUCUUCCUGGCUGAAGCCUGGUACAGCCACAGGAUGUCAUCUAGCAGACCCAGGCCCUGCAGCACCCCAGCGCCACCAUGAACCCUUGGUCAAGGUCACAAGCAGCUCUUCUGUUGUCUACGAAGCCUGCACUGCCAGCUCUCUGAGAGCUCUCCAGACAUGGGAUGGCAGCUCUGACCCUUCAUUCUUCCCAUGGCACAGAGGACAGAACUGGGCACAGAUGCUCAUGGGAUACUUCACUGAUUAACAAUUGCUACACUGAAACUACAGUAGUAUUUCUUCCUAUGGAUAGGGCAUGCUGCCUAGAUCAUCAACCAAAACCAUGGACUGUGGAUCUGUUUCAGUGUUCAUAAUUAUGUUAGCCUAUUCUAUCAUUUCCUUAGAAUGUACUUUGUAUAACUUCACAGGUAUCCUUGGCUCUGUACGUAGUAUGCUAAUUGAGUUUAUGUACCUUUAUGCAGUGUGUAUUACCUGUAUCUCAUAUACAACGUUUUUAAUGCUUCUGAUAA